UGAAAAAUUGAAAAAAUAAAAAGUAAAAACAGAAGAAGAGACUGUGUUGUUAAAAGGCACAUCAAAUCCUUCCUUCAAUCCAUGCUCCGUUUCGUUUCAUUUCAUUUUAUGUCUCGUUUUACACCCAUAGCAGCUACUACUCUAGCCGGGUCCCUUUAAAUCACUUCACCACCACUAUUAAAAAACCAAAAUCUCUUCCCUCUCGAAGUUCCAGAGAUCUUUACUUCAUCUUUUUUCAUUCUCUUCUUCUGUCUUUCUUUUGUCUUCAUGGCUGAGAACCUGGACGACGGUGAGUUUUGGCUCCCACCACAGUUCCUCACAAACGACGAUACGCCUCUGAACAACAUCAACGAUUUCAGUUACAACCACGUCACUUCCUUGCUCAAUCGCCAAAACGACGUCGUUUCGAGGCAGAUGUUAAGUUAUGGGAGCAGUUACCCCUAUUCUCCUGUGGAGUCCAGCGAGACAGAGAGCAGCGACGAGGAAGAACACCACCACCACCAGAUCGCCGAUUUGACUCGCCGAGUUGCACACACCAAACUCGGACUCGACUUCCACCACCAUCACUCCUUACCCUCACAAAUACCCAAGAGUGUCGUUGUGAGCGGUUCGCCACAGUCGACUCUGUGCGGUUGCGGGGGAAGAGGAGGUUCAUCGUCGAGUCCGAACAGCGGGUGUCACGUGACUUCUCAGAGGGCCACGUGGGAUCUCCUGCGUGCUGCUGCAGGGGAAGUCGAGAGGAUGCGCCUCGGCCACCCCCACUUGAACGACAACUUCACCAUAGAACGAUGCCGUUUCGACCAUAACAACAACACAAGCGUUGUCGUUCCGCCAACAAACCCUGGAAUCGUUGCAUUCAACAAUAACAGCCACCACCAUCUCUCGGCCACUCAGCAGAAACUCCAAGUAGCACAGUUUGAGAUGCUGAGGCAACAACAGUUGGCGAAGCAGCAGCAGGGUUCCGUUCCAGUGUGGUGCGGUGCACAGAACAGGGGAAGGAGUGAUGUUGGUUCCGUUGGAGUAAGAAACAUUGGUAGUUUGUGUGAUGCAGCUGCAUGGCCUUCUAUGCAGGCCCAGCAACACGCGAAGCAACAAAAUCAACAGCAAUAUGGGUCUGGAAUGAGAGCGGUUUUUCUUGGGAAUCCUAAGAGAGAAAGUGCUGGAACCGGUGUGUUCUUGCCACGACGUGUUGAUAGAGCAGCUGAAUCAAAGAAGAAGUCAGGUUGUUCAACUGUUUUGGUUCCGGCACGAGUGGUGCAGGCCCUGAAUCUGAAGCUUGAAGACAUGGUGCCGGUACACAAUCACCACCACUCACGUUCCAAUGUGACCUCCAACAUGGAAAAUGCAGCUGGAUCAACUAUUCCAAGGAUUCGGAGUAACUAUAACUAUGGAUUCAGUCACCAGAAGCGUAACAAUCUAAGGCCACAGCCACAAGUGAACCAUGAGAUCCGUUUGCCCCAGGAGUGGACUUACUGAUCAAUAUUUUGUUUUACCCAUAUCCUAUUUAGUGGUGGUUGAUCUUGCUGGGAAAUGGGUUUAUUUUCUCUUCUUUUCUUUAGGGUCGUAAAAGAAAAAAAAUGGGGGGUGGUUAGUUAAUGGUUAGGACUUAGGACUAAUGUUUUUAGUAAAGGGAUAAAAAGGAAUAGUACAAGUGAAACAGUAGUUUUUUGGUUGGUAGGUAAAGGGAUUGGCUCCUGUUGAAAGGCGGUGGGAAAAGAACAUACUAGUGCCUUUAGCCUCUUUUUUUUUUCUUUUUUUUUUUGGAGUAGGAAAAUAAAUUCGGAGCCUCUGGAAAGAAAACCAGCUAUAAAAGUGAUGCAAAGCAAAGAGCUGCAGAAGCAAAUUUGCAGUGAUAUCAUCAACUUCUGUUCUUUUUCAUAUCUUGGGAAAAAGGCAGUGUGUUGGAAAUGGAAGAGUAAAUUUUGCCGCCUGUGUUUUAUUGGGUGGUUUUAGAUAUAAUAAAUAAAUUAGAUGGUAAUUUAGGGAUUAUGCGGAGACCUGAUUUGGGGAAGGAUUAUUUGGAGGAGAAGGAUUAUGGCCUUUCAGCAUGGUUGAAUCGCAAUGUAAUCAACAAAUCAUUUGGGGAAUUAACUUGUUAUUGGAUUAUUGAUUACAAGCCGUGCAUCCAAUUACCAUAAAGUAAUAAAAUUAAUU
This is a messenger RNA of Arachis stenosperma, 2154 nucleotides long. RefSeq lists its product as uncharacterized. Bases 268 to 1476 code for a protein of 402 amino acids. The transcript is spliced from 5 exons. Lineage: Eukaryota; Viridiplantae; Streptophyta; Magnoliopsida; Fabales; Fabaceae. The record is from RefSeq and is a predicted model, not a curated record.